AUGGCAAGCAAGGAUAUCAGCGUAGUGAAACUCUCGUCUAACAACUACCUACUAUGGAAACAAUCGUUAGAAGCGUACUGUGAGGCCAAAGGUGUUUGGGACAUCGUGAUUGGGGAAAGCGUUAGACCAACACAGCCGCAAGAAGGAGAAGGCGAAGAGGACCUGGCCAUAGACAUCGCCAACUGGAAGCGUAAUGACGCAUUGGCCAGAAGCAUAAUAAUGUCAUCAAUGACAGAAGGUAAUGAACACCUUGUUUUAAAUAAAGUUACAGCCUUUGAAAUGUAUACCAAUAUUGUAAACGCAAAAGAAAAGCGUACAACGUCGAAUGUUUGGCAAAAUAGACGAAAGCUAAUUGAUCUAAAGUUUACCUCAAGCCAUAAUAUAUCUAGCUACUUCAGUGAGCUUGAGACAUGUGUUCGACAGCUGAACGAUUUAGGUAUUGUUACUGAUGAGGGUCAAUUAAUCAUUAAGAUCUUAGACGAUCUCCCAAUUCAAUACGAAUCUUUCAGGCAGACUAUUGACAUGCAAAUCAUUGCAGGAGCCAAUAUAAAUCUAAAAGAUCUAAAAUCAAGUUUACUUUUAGCUGAAUCGCGUCUAAACGCCAAUAAGAGAGAUAACAGAAAUGAAGCGCUGGUAUCUCAUUCUAAUAACAAACAUAAACCAAGAAAUUUUGAAAGACGUUGUUGGGAAUGUAAUGGCAAGGGUCACUCACGCUCAUCAUGCAGAAAAUUUCUAGCUAACCAAAAUAACUUUCGCAAUAAUAACAAUAAUCAUUUUAACAAUAAUAAUCAAAAUAACAACAUGUACGCCCAAAACAACAACAAUAAUAGCUACAAUAACCGAAACUUUAAUAACAAUCGAAAUUUCAACUCAAAUAGAAACUUUAACAAUAAUAGAAACUUUAACAACUACAAUCAGUCGAGAAACAAUAACUCUGGUUAUCGAAACAACAACAACUUCAACAACAAUAGACAAUCCAAUUUCGGUAGAAACAAUCAAAAUCAAAACACUGCUAAUAACGCUCAAGCUAAUUAUAACAAUAACAGCAACAAUCACCAGAAUGAAAGUCAUUCUUCAAAUAACAACAACAAUUUCUUGCUCGCUGCAUGUGCCAACUCUGAUGUCCAACCAGAAUGGAUAUUAGAUACUGGUGCAUCAUUUCAUUUGACCAGUAACAUUAAAAAUUUCCAGAAUCUUGAAGAGUUAGACGCACCAAUUCCAUUAGUAAUUGGUGAUGGCAAACAAAUUGAAGGUAUUGCUAAAGGUGAUUGCUUAGUUGAAUGUUUUAAUGGUUUAGAAUGGUCCAAAGGAAAAUUGACUGAUGUAUUGUUUGUUCCAGAUUUGGGCAACUUUAAUCUUUUCUCCUGGGGCCAAUCUAAGAAGAAAGGAUAUGGAUUAAGAUCAGUAGAAGAUUCAACUGAAAUCUUUGACCCAAAGACAAACAAAACAAUUGUCAAAGCAAAUGAAACAGGGAAUACAUUUAAACUUGAAAUGAGAGUAUUACAAAAGGAUUGUCAUCAUGCUUUAACUGCUAAAUCAUAUACCUUAAUGGAUUGGCAUCGGAGACUUGCUCACAUUAAUGUAUAUAAGAUAAUUGAGAUGAGCAAACAGGGUUUACUUCCACCUAUUACAACUGAUGAUAAACUAAGUGAAUUU
Messenger RNA from Tetranychus urticae (two-spotted spider mite), 1656 nucleotides. The record is from RefSeq and is a predicted model, not a curated record. NCBI's taxonomy places the organism in Eukaryota, Metazoa, Arthropoda, Arachnida, Trombidiformes, Tetranychidae.